Messenger RNA from Hippocampus comes (tiger tail seahorse), 2267 nucleotides. Its product is annotated as von Willebrand factor A domain-containing protein 1. Gene Ontology annotation, molecular function: protein binding. The transcript has 5 exons. The record is from RefSeq and is a predicted model, not a curated record. NCBI's taxonomy places the organism in Eukaryota, Metazoa, Chordata, Actinopteri, Syngnathiformes, Syngnathidae. Bases 112 to 1563 code for a protein of 483 amino acids.
CCUGGACCAGCACGAGUAGGAGGAGGAGGAAGAUGACUCCGCGCAAUCGUGCAUUGCUAAUCAACACUUCCACACUAAAAGGAGAAAAGUUAUGUCGUGUGUGACCAUCUAAUGAGGAUGAGGACUAUUUUGCCUGGUUGUGUUUUUCUGUGGGCGAUGUUGCAGCGCGGCAGUUCGCAGCUCGUUGAGUUACCUGACUCAGUAUCGAACUGCUGUGAGGGCGAUAUUCUCAUAUUGCUCGACUCAUCAGGAAGCGUGGCCAACUACGAGUUCUCACGUAUGCUGGGCUUCACCGCCGAGCUUCUUGAGCCCUUCUCGCUAGGCCGCGGCCACGUGAGGGUUGGGCUACUGCAAGUGGGGACCAAGCCAGCCCUGGAGUUUGGCCUAGAUGUCCACAACGAACAGAGAAGUCUACAGAAAGCUCUGCUCGGCAUCACACAGCUGCAGGGGAGCACCAACACCGAGGCGGCGCUACAGGUGGCUAAGCGGCUCCUGGCGGACACCCGUGUGCCGAAGAUUCUGCUCUGGCUGACGGAUGGCGUUGAGCUGGGGAACGUGGACGAGCCCAUAGCGCAGUUGAAGGCGCAAGGGGUUUCUGUGUUAAUUGUAUCCUCCGUGCACGGCGACUUCCAUGUGUUGCAGCGUGUGGUCUCCCCGCCUUUGGAGUCCCACCUUUACUCUGUAGACAUAGACAACAUUGACAUCAUCACGGAACCCAUGAGAGAGGCUAUUAUCAGAAUCAUUCGAGCAGAGCGCCUCCGUGCCAUUCGCGUCACAUCCCACAGUGCUGUACUGCAGUGGCGUCCUGUUUUAAGCACACGAAGUGGCUACUACGAGCUGUGGUAUAGCGCCAGUGGGAAUACACGUGCAGAGGGGAGACGCAUUCUCCCAGGAGAAUCCAGCACGGUGGAGCUGGCCGAAUUGCGACCCGAAACCACCUAUUCCGCCUUCCUCCGGCCUGAGUCCAACAAGAGGCUUUUUAAUACACUCACCGUGAGCUUCACCACGCUUCCCGGCAUUUUAAGCCCAGCAGUGGUCUCAGUGCACGACUCUGGCCCCCGUCAGACACGAGUAAGCUGGGGUCCCCUGCAGCCAGCUCUGGUUCAGAGAUACACCGUGGAGUACGGAGCCAUUCCAAGCGGAGCAGUACACACCGUGAUCGUCGAGAGCCGCCAGAACUCGACUGUGCUCACCGACCUGGAGCCAGGAACGGAGUACCUCGUUACAGUCAGUGCUGUGUACAAGAAUGGAAAAGAAAGAGCCAUGUCUGUGAAAGCAUGCACUCAAGAAGCAGCGGCGACUUUGCCUGCCCUCGCUGACCUUCAGUUGACCUCUGCGACCCAUGACGAGGUGCAGGUAGAAUGGAAGGCCCAGCAGCAGGGCCUGAGAGGAUUCUGGCUCAACUUUGAGAAAAGGGGCACUUAUGACUCCUAUUCCACAUACCUGCCGCCGUCCUCGCACUCAACGCAACUCAUAAAUGUCGCACCGAGCAGCCGUGUGUGCGUGUCCCCCAUCUACGGCUCGGGCCGAGGAGAGGGCAUAUGCUGCUCAACAGAAAAGUAAAUAGGUUAAUGGAGCUGAAUGUCUCUUCAGUUUUUUUUUUUUUGUUUUGUUUUGUUGUUUUGCUUAUUCGUGAAAAUGCAAUAUCCGCCUUCCUGGAUUAACGAGAGAAUGCUGCAAUCUAGCAUCUGGUGAACAUUCUGCAUUUGGAGUGCCGAGGCACAAGAUAACAUGUGCAAGACUGAGUAUUCUUCUUUGUUAAAUAAAUUCCAAGGAGGAAAUUACAACAUGUCCUGACUGUGGCUUGGCAAUAACUAAUAUUGAUUAUUAAACCAACCCUUAAACAUAUGUUUGGAACAUAAUUUCCAUCACACACCUAAUCAAGUUUCAUAUUUACUUAAUACAUGUUUCCACAAACGCAGGCUCAAGUAGUAGACUAACAUGCAUUUUGAACAAUUCAAUUUGAGUGUUUUUUUUUUGUCUUAUCUGAGGUGGAUGUAACCCACGGGGGAAAAAAAGUAUUCAGACGAUUAUUUGAUUUUUAUUAACAGGCUUUGUCAUUGUUUUAAUGGUUUACGCUAAAACAGCAGCUUUCCUGUUUAACACGACAUUUAAGUUGUUGCCUCCCCCAGCCACUGUCAAUCUAACUAACAAGCUCUGCACAAGCAAGCUCAUCCAUCAUACCCUCUAAUAAGCCCAGAACAAAAUAUUUUUAAAGUAUUAUUAUGAUUAUUAUUAUCUUUUCAUGUUUAUUUAUGCUUGUGUUG